Messenger RNA from Microbotryum saponariae, 380 nucleotides. Lineage: Eukaryota; Fungi; Basidiomycota; Microbotryomycetes; Microbotryales; Microbotryaceae. The record is from the annotation of a GenBank genome assembly.
AUGACACCCCUCAUGGACGUGAGGGUGUUUGAGCCUCUCGCCUCCAGCUUGACAAACCAGACACCCGGAUACAGCUUUCAUGGUCGACAGACGAGUGAUACUCUUGCUAGGCCGCUCGAUGCUUGGAGGGACAAGUUGAAGGAUCGUGGAGCAAUCAUUGCGGCACGUAGGCAAGGCCACCAAUCUAUCACUAUCGGCUGCCUUUCGAUGUCGAAUCUGGCGGCAUAUAGAUCACGCCGAGCGCAUGCGUUCGGUUGUUAUCAGUAGCCAAGAGUUGGUGAAGUUAUCUGCGUGGCGACAUCGAAGAUCAACGUCUCAUCGUUAGAGCUCCGGAGGUGAUGCCUUCACUGCUCGUUGAGGAGCAAUUACCCCCUCAAUGA